Penicillium manginii is the source of this 1713-nucleotide messenger RNA. Its product is annotated as putative rhamnogalacturonase. Lineage: Eukaryota; Fungi; Ascomycota; Eurotiomycetes; Eurotiales; Aspergillaceae. Bases 1 to 1713 code for a protein of 570 amino acids. Gene Ontology annotation, molecular function: catalytic activity; carbohydrate binding. Gene Ontology annotation, biological process: carbohydrate metabolic process. The transcript is spliced from 4 exons. The record is from RefSeq and is a predicted model, not a curated record.
AUGAAGCAAUUAUUUCUUGCCGUAGCAUCAUUGCUAUUCAGCGCCAUCAGUGCGCACCCUUCCAAGGUUGCCACCGGACCAUUCUUGACACAAGUCGACAACACAACAUGGAUCCUGGGAAAUGACAUCUGGAAUGUCACUCAGCAGCAGACCUACGGAGUCGAGCUGAUGUACAAGGGAAGGGAUUGCGUUGGGGAGGCUGCUGGUCACUACGUAAGCUACAAUGGCGCAGCGUCUAACUUAGAGUGGACCUCGGCUUCCAUCACCAAACGUGGUACCUACAAAGGUAAAAGUUAUAUCGAUGUCUCUUUCACUGCCGCAGAGGGAGAUAUGCAUUGGGUCAUUUUCUCUAGUCUGUCGGGUGCCUAUCAGUACUUUGUGAAUCACGCGCUGCCUACCCUUGGUGAGUUCCGCACACUUUGGCGGCUGGAUAAUACGACAUUCACAAAGGGUAGAACAAAUAUUAAGGACGAAGAGCUUCCACCCCUAGACGAAUACCUGUCCCAGAACAAGGUUCAGGAUGAGACGUGGUUGAAACCCGAUGGAAGUGGUUAUAUCACCAAGUAUGACUUCACCGCCUGGUCCAGAAACCAGGACUACUUUGGUGUGUAUGGAGAUGGCUUCGGGAGCUGGUACAUUAAUCCUGGAAAGGACUAUUACAAUGGUGAUCAUCUCAAGCAGGAGCUCAUGGUUCAUCGAGAAUCAUCUACCGGUGAUGUCGUGCAGUUGAACAUGAUUCACGGCACCCAUUUCAUGGCCUCGUCCUCUGACGUAUUCCCGGAUGGCAAGAUGUGGGGACCAUGGCUUUGGUAUCUCAACGAUGGCGACAAGCAGGAUGCAGCCAAGCGAGCCACGGAAGAAUUCAGCGCUUGGCCAUACACCUGGCUCGAUGACAAAGACUAUCACAGUCGUGGCGUCCUGAAAGGCAAGAUUGUGCUUUCUGACGGACGCCCUGCAAGCAAUGCGGUCGUCUUCCUCGGCGACAACAAACCGAAUAAAACUUCUUUGGAUAUGGGAUCAACAUAUUACUAUACUGAAUAUGCCGACAAGAAUGGAAACUUCGAAUUUUCUGACGUCCGUAGUGCCACGUACGGUCUACAAGCCUGGUCCAACGGAAGUUCCAUCGCAGAUGUGACCACUUCCUUCCUUCAAAACGAUGUGACCGUAAAGAAAUCAGCGAAGACAAACCUCGGCACCCUUACCUGGGAGGUUUCAUCGAAAAAGAAACUAUUCCAGAUCGGUGACUUCGAUCGCUACAGUUAUGGCUUUUUGCAUGGUGGAGCACCCCACCAGCACGCCCUUGUUGCCUCGUGCCCAGCCAACCUAAUAUACACCAUCGGAUUGUCGGAGCCGAGUGACUGGUGUUUCGGACAGACAUACAAGGGUAACUGGACAGUGUUGUUCAAUGCGGCGACUCCGAGCAAAUCUGCGGCUCCUAACCUGAUCGUUUCACUGGCUGGGUACUCUUCAGGAAGCAGCAUAAAUAUCCUCGUUAACGGUGUUCAGAUUGGCAACAUGACUAGUGGUUCCUCGUUGCUACCUUCCGACCCUUGCUUAUAUCGUUCUGCAACGGGUGCAGGAGAGUGGCAUUUGCUUGAGUACUCUUUUGACAAAGAUUUGCUGAAGACGGGGGAGAAUGAGCUUACUUUCGAUAUGGUGAGGAACACUACUUGGCAUGGAUUCAUGUGGGAUAGUGUUGUCCUAGAAUGGUGA